AAAACUUCUUUUGGUUCGGUCAGAUCAUUCAUCUCAGAAAUUCGUCAUACCGCCAUAUUUCCAUCCAUCAGCAAAUUACCAAGCAAGCUCACGUAAGCCCACCUCAAUCUACAGCUCUAGCAACCCCGCAUUCAUCAUAUCUACAUCAUAUCUAUAUAACCAACAAACUAUUUUUCCUCAUCCCAGAAUUCCCAUCGCUCUUUCCCCUCAAUUGGAUAUCAUACCUCAGUAAAGCUCUAUCAACUUCCCUUAAAACACCAUGAUCGACUUCUCCCUCACCCCCCGCCAAACCGCAAUCCGCUCAUCAGCCCAAGAAUUCGCAACAACAACCCUCCUCAAAUCCUCCUCCCUCACCACCUCCCACCCAGACCCUCUCGCCAAAUUUCAAGCAACCAGUCCCCUCUACGAAGCCGCCACAAAAGCAGGCCUAAUCAAAGCCCAAGUCCCGGAAACUCUCGAUGGCACAGGCGGACCCUUGAUCGAAGCAGCGCUCUGCGCCGAAGAAUUCUAUGCUGUAGAAGCUAGCGUCUCGUUAACGAUUCUGGGUACCGGACUUGGAUUGCUUCCCUUGAUUAUUGAGGGGAGUGACGAGCAGCAUGAGAGGUUUCUGAGGCCUUUUCUAAGCGAGGAGAGGGCCUCGCUGGCAAGUUUGGUGCAUUCUGAGCCGGGGGGUGUGGCAAAUUUCCUGGAGGAGGAGGAGGGUAUGGGGUUGCAGACUGUUGCGAGGAAGGAAGGGGAUGAGUGGGUGAUUAAUGGGGAGAAGGUGAGUUGAGCGAAUUUUAUCAUGCUAUGAAAUCUACUUUUCGGAGCUUCUGUAACGUUUGAUAGAGUGUAAUGUAGCUAAGUGUUAACAGUUUUCCUCGAGUAUAUAUGGGCCACAAACUGUGCAGGGUGGGACGAACACGGAGCAGACCUCAAAUCUGUAACCUGUCGAAUACAAGGCGGCCCACCAAGCGAAGUCGCUAUCCUCAUCGUCACUCGAGAAGACAUCGCCAAAGAUCCAGAAUCUUACAAAGUACUCAAACACACAGAAACAAUCGGCCACAACGCAACUUCAGGACCGCACGUAAAAUUUACCAACCUCCGAGUACCCGCAGUCAAUUUACUCGCAGCGCCAGGUCAAGGCGCAGCUGUAAUUGAAAAGGCUUUCACUUUCUCAGCUGCUCUAGUUGGAGCCAUCUCAGUAGGUGUAAUGAGAAGAACUUUCGACCUCGCUCUCUCGUUCGCGAAGAAGGAUUCCAGGAACGGGAAAGUACCGAUUAUCGAGCGACAAAGUGUCGCUGAUCUCCUCAUAGACAUCAAGAUGCAAUGUGAAGCGAGUCGAGCAUUGACUUGGAAAGCAUGCGUGGGACUGAAGAAAAACGAGAAUACUGCUGAGUUGGCCUAUGAGACGAAGAUUUUCUGCUCGGAUAGCGCUGUGAAAUGUGUUGUUGAUGCUAUGAAUGUGGUUGGGAUGUAGGUGUUCGCAUUUCAUGUGUUUCUGGCGCUUUGAAAGUGAGGUCCUCAGCUGACUGGGGGGUAUAGAUCUUCGUAUGAUGCGGACUUGACAUGGGGAGAGCUGUUGAAUACGGCGAUAUGUUUGCCACUUUUUGAUGGUGAUAAUGUUGGCGUUCGAAGGAGACAGGUGGAGCGAAUCUUCACUUCUCCUGAUUAUGAACCUUGGGCAUCGACCUUUGGUUCAAACGAGAAUGAGUAAGAUCAUAUCCCGGUGCCACAAAGGAUUGUAAUACCUUUACUCAGGGUUCACUUUUGUACAGUGGCGGUCGAAAGAGUUUGGGCUUUAUCAAAAGUCGAUAGACAAUCAACAGUGGUAGCCAAAAUACGUGAC
This is a messenger RNA of Hymenoscyphus albidus, 1828 nucleotides long. Lineage: Eukaryota; Fungi; Ascomycota; Leotiomycetes; Helotiales; Helotiaceae. The record is from the annotation of a GenBank genome assembly.